Hydra vulgaris (swiftwater hydra) is the source of this 26917-nucleotide messenger RNA. RefSeq lists its product as uncharacterized. Gene Ontology annotation, molecular function: chitin binding. Lineage: Eukaryota; Metazoa; Cnidaria; Hydrozoa; Anthoathecata; Hydridae. Gene Ontology annotation, cellular component: extracellular region. The record is from RefSeq and is a predicted model, not a curated record.
AGAAACCAGAUUUUAUACAUUAUAGAGUAGUUUAGAUAUAUAGUUGAGUAACAUUAUAAUUAAACUUUCUUUAAAAGCAAUUUAGUAUGUACCUGCUAUAUUUUCCUCAUUACAUAAUCAAAAAUUAGAUUAUGAAAAAAGCCAUACCUUUUUUAUUUGCAUCAGCCAUUUAUUAUGGUGUUUUAUGUUCCGGUUCAGUAUUUGGAUGUAACUGUGAAGUAGAUUGCUCAUGUACUUUUCAAAAUUGCUCUGCUGGUCAAUAUUGGAGUAAUGAAGGAUGCCAAACUUGUCCUCCUGGUUAUUUUUGUGAAGGUUUGUCUAAUCCUGCUCAACCCUGUUUUGCUGGCACUUUCAGCUCUGCAAUAUCAGCUGUUUCCAAUCAUACAUGCCAAAGUUGUUCAGAUGGGACAUAUAGUUUAUUAGGUGCUGUAAAAUGCACUCUAUGUCCAGCUGGUUAUAAAUGUCAGUUAAAUGGGACAAUAGAAUUAUGCGAAUUUGGAACAUAUUCAGUUCUAGGACAAGCAUCUUGCAAUUCCUGUCCGCCAGGAUUUGUUUGCAGUGCAACUGAUGCUUUACCACAGCAUUGUCAAGGUGGUUUUAUACCAAAUAUCACAUCACAAAAGUGUGAUGCAUGUAGUGCUGGAGAAUAUUCAUACAACGGAACAACAACUUGCCAGAGUUGUGCUGAUGGAUUUUAUAGUUCAGAGGCUUCAAUUCAGUGUUUACCUUGUCCAAUUGGAUAUAGCUGUGAAGAUAAAGUUGCUCCAAAAAAAUGUUUAAAAGGAUCUUAUUCAUCAGAAAAUCACAUGUCAUGCAAUGACUGUCCUAUUGGUCAUGGAUGUCCAGUAGAUGGAUUAGGUGCACCAUCUAUGUGUGUUAAUGGAACUUAUCAAAAUGCAACUAAACAAUUACAAUGUCUUUUUUGUCCUGCUGGUCAUAUGUGUCCAAGUAUUGAUAUGACACCUAUACCUUGUGCUGAUGGAUUUUACAGUGCCACAGGUGUUAUGGGGUGCAUUAAAUGUCCUUCUGGUUACAGCUGUGAAGAUAAAGUUACUCCAACCAAAUGUUUAAAAGGAUCUUAUGCUUCAGAAAAUCACAUGACAUGCAAAGAUUGUCCUAUUGGUCAUGGAUGUCCAGUAGAUGAAUUAGAUGCACCAUCUAUGUGUGUUAAUGGAACUUAUCAAAAUGCAACAAAACAAAUACAGUGUCUUCUUUGUCCUGCUGGUUAUAUGUGUCCAAAUAUUGAUAUGACACCUAUACCUUGUGCUGAUGGUUUUUACAGUCCUGUUGGCGUUAUAGGGUGCAUUAAAUGUCCUUCUGGUUACAGCUGUGAAAAUAAAGUUACUCCAACAAAAUGUUUAAAAGGAUCUUAUGCAUCAGAAAAUCUUAUGUCAUGCACUGAUUGUCCUGUUGGUCAUGGAUGUCCAGUAGAUGGAUUAGAUGCACCAUCAAUGUGUGUUAAUGGAACUUAUCAAAAUGCAACAAAACAAAUACAGUGUCUCCCUUGUCCUGCUGGUCAUAUGUGUGCAAAUAUUGAAAUGACACCUAUACCUUGUGUUGAUGGUUUUUACAGUACCACUGGUGUUAUGGGAUGCAUUAAAUGUCCUUCUGGUUACAGCUGUGAAGAUAAAGUUACUCCAACAAAAUGUUUGAAAGGAUCUUAUGCAUCAGAAAAUCACAUGUCAUGCACUGAUUGUCCUAUUGGUCAUGGAUGUCCAGUAGAUGGAUUAGAUGCACCAUCUAUGUGUGUUAAUGGAACUUAUCAAAAUGCAACAAAACAAAUACAUUGUCUUCCUUGUCCUGCUGGUUAUAUGUGUCCAAAUAUUGAUUUGAUACCUGUGUCUUGUGCUGAUGGUUUAUAUAGUGUUUCUGGUGUUAUGGGGUGCAUUAAAUGUCCUUCUGGUUACAGUUGUGAAGAUAAAGUUACUCCUACAAAAUGUUUGAAAGGAUCUUAUGCAUCAGAAAAUCACAUGUCAUGCACUGAUUGUCCUAUUGGUCAUGGAUGUCCAGUAGACGGAUUAGAUGCACCAUCUAUGUGUGUUAAUGGAACUUAUCAAAAUGCAACAAAACAAAUACAGUGUCUCCCUUGUCCUGCUGGUCAUAUGUGUGCAAGUAUUGAAAUGACACCUAUGCCUUGUGCUGAUGGUUUUUACAGUGCUACUGGUGUUAUGGGGUGCGUUAAAUGUCCUUCUGGUUACAGUUGUGAAGAUAAAGUUACUCCUACAAAAUGUUUGAAAGGAUCUUAUGCAUCAGAAAAUCACAUGUCAUGCACUGAUUGUCCUAUUGGUCAUGGAUGUCCAGUAGACGGAUUAGAUGCACCAUCUAUGUGUGUUAAUGGAACUUAUCAAAAUGCAACAAAACAAAUACAGUGUCUCCCUUGUCCUGCUGGUCAUAUGUGUGCAAGUAUUGAAAUGACACCUAUGCCUUGUGCUGAUGGUUUUUACAGUGCUACUGGUGUUAUGGGGUGCGUUAAAUGUCCUUCUGGUUACAGUUGUGAAGAUAAAGUUACUCCAACAAAAUGUUUAAAAGGAUCUUAUGCAUCAGAAAAUCAAAUGUCAUGCACUGAUUGUCCUAUUGGUCAUGGAUGUCCAGUAGACGGAUUAGAUGCACCAUCUUUGUGUGUUAAUGGAACUUAUCAAAAUGCAACAAAACAAAUACAGUGUCUCCCUUGUCCUGCUGGUCAUAUGUGUGCAAGUAUUGAAAUGACACCUAUGCCUUGUGCUGAUGGUUUUUACAGUGCUACUGGUGUUAUGGGGUGCGUUAAAUGUCCUUCUGGUUACAGUUGUGAAGAUAAAGUUACUCCAACAAAAUGUUUGAAAGGAUCUUAUGCAUCAGAAAAUCACAUGUCAUGUACUGAUUGUCCUAUUGGUCACGGAUGUCCAGUAGAUGGAUUAGAUGCACCAUCUAUGUGUGUUAAUGGAACUUAUCAAAAUGCAACAAAACAAAUACAGUGUCUCCCUUGUCCUGCUGGUCAUAUGUGUGCAAGUAUUGAAAUGACACCUAUGCCUUGUGCUGAUGGUUUUUACAGUGCUACUGGUGUUAUGGGGUGCAUUAAAUGUCCUUCUGGUUACAGCUGUGAAGAUAAAGUUGCUCCAACAAAAUGUUUGAAAGGGUCUUAUGCAUCAGAAAAUCACAUGUCAUGUACUGAUUGUCCUAUUGGUCAUGGAUGUCCAGUAGAUGGAUUAGAUGUACCAUCUAUGUGUGUUAAUGGAACUUAUCAAAAUGCAACAAAACAAAUACAGUGUCUCCCUUGUCCUGCUGGCCAUAUGUGUGCAAGUAUUGAAAUGACACCUAUACCUUGUGCUGAUGGUUUUUAUAGUUUUGGUGGUGGUAUGAGUUGCAUUGAGUGUCCUCCUGGUUACAGUUGUCAAAUAAAAAGUGAGUCACCUGUAGAAUGCGACAUUGGUACUUAUUCAACAGGUGGUAUUUUAAAAUGUUUAAAUUGCACUGUUGGACACUAUUGUCCAUCAAAGUCAACCAUCAGUCCAAUACCUUGCCCUUCAGGUUUGUAUUCUACUAUAGAAGGACUUGGUAGAUGUACUCAGUGUCCUCUAGGUCAUAGGUGUGUAUCUAUAAGUGAUAAUCCAGAAGAAUGUCCCCUAGGAUACCACUCAUCUACAUUGGGAUCAUCAUACUGCUCUCCUUGUUCACUGGGAUAUUACACAGCAGUAACUGGGACUACUAAUUGCCUACCAUGUCCUGUUGGAUAUAUGUGUCCAAAUGCAAGCAUGGAACCUCAAAAGUGUGGAAUCAAUGAGUAUCAGCCCAAUCAAGGUAGAGAUUUUUGUUUAAUGCUUCCAUCUGGUAUGGUUGUAUCUCCUGAGGGUUUACUCAUUGAUUGCUCAACUAUGCCUGGUACCUAUUCAAAUGGUACAGCUUGUGUACCCUGUCAUAAAGGUUUUUACUGUCCCUCAUCUAUGCUUCCACCAAUACCGUGUCCAAAUGGAACAUAUUCAGAUUAUCAAGGUGCUGUUAGAUGCAUUGUUUGCCCUUCUGGUUUUCACUGUUUAUAUCCUGAAGAUUCACCUCAGAAAUGUAUUCAAGGUACUUAUAGCACUGCUGGCCAAACAACUUGUCAGAUAUGUCCUAGUGGUCAAUAUAGUUACAAUGCUUCCUCUUUUUGCUCUCAAUGUCCUGGUGGUUAUAUGUGUGCAAAUGGAACUGCUGUUGUUAUUCCUCCUGUUUUAUGUCCUCAAGGUACUUUUAGUCCGGAAGGAUUUGGAAAAUGUUUGCAAUGCCCUUCAACAACAUACAGCAACAGUGGUGCUCAUUUUUGUUUGCCUUGUCCUGUUGGCUUUAUAUGCAAUGAUCCCUCAGCAUCUCCGGUUGCAUGUUUGUUAGGAACUUACUGGAGCAAUUCAGAUGGAUUUUCCAAAUGUCUUUCUUGUCCAUUUGGCUAUAGCUGUCUCAAUCCGACUCAACCUCCAGUACCAUGUGUCUCAGGCACUUAUUCAACUGGAGGAAAUUCUACUUGUCUUCCUUGCCCAGCUGGUAAAUCUUGUAUUGAUCCAUCACAAAUCCCAAUUAACUGCCCUGUAGGAACAUAUAGCCCAAGUAAUGUUUCAUAUUGUUAUCCAUGUCCAGCUGGUAGUUAUUGUGAAACUAAUGAGUACAUAAGUGGAUUAUGUUCAGUUGGAACAUAUUCAUUGAAAGGAGAUUCAACUUGUAACAACUGCCCGGCUGGCUCAAUGUGUCCUAGCACAAAAAAUAUACCGAUUCCUUGUAGAUUGGGUCAGACCACUGGAGGUUUCAUUAAUCAAACAAGUUGUGUAACUUGCCCUGCAGGGUAUGAAUGCCCUACCACAGCAAGUCCAAUGAUACAAUGUGCAUUAGGCACAUUCAGUUUGGGGGGAGCAACAAUUUGCACAUUAUGUCCAGCUGGAUAUAAAUGCCCUGAUACCUCUAAGCGGCCAGUAAUUUGUGCAGAUGGAGAGUAUUCUUCAGGGGGUCAACAAACCUGCUCUGUAUGCCCUGCUGGCUAUUCUUGUCCAUCAAAAGCAACUUAUCCACCUGUAAUCUGUCCUUUAGGUAGUUAUUCUCCUGCUGGAAUCUCAUAUUGUAUUGUUUGCCCUGCUGGUUAUAUGUGUGAAAACCAAACUGUAUUAAGUCCAACUUUAUGUAAAGAUGGAGAAUAUACAGAUGGAAACAGUAUUGAAUGUAAAGUUUGUCCACCUGGUUGGCAAUGCCCUUUAAAAAAUGGGAUUAAAAAUAGUCAGUGUGUUUAUGGAACAUAUUCUCCUGGAGGUUUGACAUCAUGCAUUGUUUGUCCUGCUGGUAUGGAAUGCCCUAGCACUACAAUACUAAAUGCUACUCAAUGCAACCCAGGAUCUUUUUCAACGGGUGGGCAAGUGAGAUGUACCCCAUGUCCUGCUGGAAAUUAUUGUCCUUCAAUUAUAGCAGCCACCAUAAAUGCUUGCCCUACAGGUUUUUAUAGUGUAGGCGGACAAGAUGUAUGUUCAGAGUGUCCAGCUGGAUUUUCAUGUCCUAGUAACUAUGAACCUUUACUAAUUGCUUGUCCAUUAGGAUAUUAUUCACUUUCAGGAAGCUCAAGUUGCACUGCAUGCCCUGCUGGAAUGUACUGUCCGAAUACAACAUCUCCUGGUUUAGACUGUCCUACUUCAUAUUUCAGUUAUGGUGCUGCAUAUAUAUGUAAUCCAUGUCCAAAAGGAUUUUAUUGUCCCAAAAAAGACGCAUCUCCUAUUAUUUGCCCCACAGGUCAAUACACAAACACAUCUAGCGAGGUUUGUUUUAAUUGUGCACAAGGAUAUAUUUGCAUUAAAGGAAGUAUUUCAUCACAUCCUGAAUCGGGAUUAUGCCCUAUAGGUUAUUACUGUCCUGAUUCAAAACAGAUGCAGCCUUGUCCACUUGGAACUUAUGGUAAUAAGUUCGGAGCAAUAAGUCAAAAUGAUGGAUGUUUUCCUUGUCCUGUUGGAUACUUUUGUAACCAGCUACCAACUAUAGGUUAUCCUGGUGAAUCUAAUAGGUGUCCUCGUGGGCACUAUUGUUUAGCAUCAACAUCAAGCAUGUAUCAGUAUCCAUGUUUAGAUGGGACAUGGAACAAUAAACUUGGUCUAGAGAGUCAAAAUGGGUGUUUAGAGUGUAAAGCUGGAUAUUAUUGCAGUGGUGGCGAUGGUAAUGGUGACAGUUUAUGUCCUGCUGGUCACUAUUGUCCUCAUGGAACAAAUUCUUCUUCACAAUAUAAAUGUCCUGAUGGAACUUACACUGAACAACAGGGUUCUACAACAAUUACUGAUUGCAAAACAUGUCCUGCUGGUUUUUACUGUCCUUCUGGAUCAGAAGCUCCAGUUGCAUGCCCUGCAGGAACUUACAAUCCUUUAAGUAACCAGGAAGAUAUUUCCAAGUGUAGACUAUGUAUUUCUGGAAUGGCAUGUCCAGAAACUGGUCUAACAUACCCAACUGAGAGUUGCUAUGCUGGGUAUUAUUGUCCACUUGGUUCAGCUAUUCCAUAUGCAAAUCCUUGCCCUGCUGGCACUUACUCAGACUAUAGAAAUCUUACUUCAGCAGUUGAAUGUACAGUUUGUCCUCAAGGCCAAGCUUGUAGUACAGGAACAGGUGGUUUUGAAAAACCCCCUCAAGCAUGUGGAAAAGGCUACUGGUGUCCCCUUGGUACACAAUAUCCAACACAAUAUCCUUGUCCAGCAGGUUCUUGGUCAAACUUAACUAAUCUGUACACUCAAAGUGCUUGUUAUGUUUGUCCUAAAGGCUGGUUUUGUUUGCAAAAUGCUUCUUCACCCACUGGAAUUUGUCCCACUGGUCAUUAUUGUCCCUCUGGUACACAAAGUGCAACUCAAUUUCCUUGUGCAGCAGGUACUUACUCAAAUAGAACUGGAAAUACCAGAUGGGAAGUGUGCGAACAAUGCCUGGAAGGCAAUUAUUGCCCUCAAGGGUCAUCAAACCCUACUCCUUGUCCUCAAGGAAAAUAUAGACCAAUGCUCAAAGGCAAAUCACUUGGUGAUUGUACUAUAUGCACUGGUGGUUUUUACUGUCCCAUUAAAGGUACUGUUGAUCCAUUACCUUGUGAUGCUGGUUAUUUUUCACCUCCUGGUGCAUCAAGUUGUACUAGUUGUCAAGUGGGAUAUUACUGUAUGUUAAAUACAACAAGUUAUGAGUUGAUGAGUACGCAAUUUAUAUGUCCUGCUGGAAUGCACUGUCCUAGUGGGUUGUCUUAUCAGCCGUUUCCUUCGAGCAACCCUUGUUUGGCGGGUUAUUAUUGCGUGCAAGGAGACAAAUAUCCUAGUCCUCAAAAAUGCCCCAAUGGCACAUACAGUUCAUUUACUAAUCUAAAAGAUAUUAGUGAGUGUCAGCCAUGUUUACCUGGUUACUACUGCGAAUCAGAAGGUCAAACUCAACCAACUGCUCCAUGUUUGCCAGGUUACUAUUGUCCGGUUGGCACAUCAUCUAGGUAUGCUUAUCCAUGUCCCGUUGGUUUUUAUAGAAAUGCUUCAGCUGCUUUAUCUAGCAUGGACUGUAGCAGUUGUUUUGCUGGAAUGUAUUGUGACAUAGAAGGAUUAGCAUUUCCAAAAUUAUGUCCACAGGGAUACUUUUGUCCUUCAAAAUCAACUAUUCCACAGCCAUGCCCUGCUGGUUACUAUGGAAAUGUAACUGGUUUAAAAAGAAGUAAAGAUUGCACACCAUGUGAAAAAGGUUUAUAUUGUGCUGGUCCUGGAAAAAAGAAGCCAACAGGUGAAUGUGAUGCUGGUUAUUACUGUAUUGGAGCUGCUACUGUUUCAGCCCCCCCUGGAGACAUUACAGGUGGGCUUUGUCCAAAAGGAGGAUUUUGUCCCCAAGGUGCAACAUAUCCACAAGCUUGUCCAAUUGGUUUGUAUAACAGUGAUUAUGGAGCUAAAUCAGCAAAUGACUGUUUGCCUUGUACCCAUGGAUUUUAUUGUGCUGGUACUUUUAUGAAUGGCCCUACUGGUCCAUGUAAUCCAGGAUUUUACUGUAAUGGCAGUGCUACAAAUCCAAACCAAUAUUCAACUCCUGCUGGAUACUAUUCAUUAAAACAAGCAUCUUUUCCUGUUCCAUGUGAUCGUGGUUAUUAUCAAUCUUCUGAUCGUGCCUCAAGUUGUAAUUUAUGUAGCAAAGGUUCUUUUUGUAACAGAACUGGGUUAAGUAUUCCUGAGAACUGUUUAAUAGGUCAUUACUGUCCAGAUGGAACUAAAGAUCCAUAUCCAUGUCCUAAAGGAACAUUUAAUCCUGAAUUAUCAAAAGUAAAUGAAACAGAUUGUAAUCCAUGUCCCGCUGGAAAGUAUUGUGGUUCUACAGGUUUGGUUGCACCAACUGGUGAUUGUUUUUCUGGUUAUUAUUGUUUGCUUGGAUCACCAGAGCCUAAUCCUGCAUUUAACAUAUCUAAUCCUGGAAACAUUUCCAACUUUAUAAGCAAUGGAAAAUUAUAUGGAGGCAUUUGUCCUCCAGGUUAUUACUGUGAAACUGGCACUAAACAACCUUUUCAGUUUCCAUGUCCAAUAGGAACUUAUAACCCAAUAAUUGGAGCCACUAAUAUCUCAUUUUGCUUGCUGUGCCCAGGAGGAAAAUAUUGUGAAACACCAGGUUUGUCUGUCCCUACAGGCAAUUGUUUUGCUGGUUAUUAUUGUAAUGAAGGAGCUAAGCAAGGAGGACCAUUAGACAAUGUUCAGGGAAAUAUAUGUCCAGUGGGAUUUUAUUGCCCAUCUGGGGUGAAUACACCAUUACCAUGCCUUCCAGGGACUUACAGCAAUAUCACACAGCUUGCGCAAUGUCUCGGUUGUCCUCAACGGUACUUCUGCAACAACAGAGUGUAUCCAGAAAUAUGUCCACCUGGUUAUUUUUGCAAACUAAACACAUCAUUUGAAACAAAAAUGCCAUGCCCACCUGGAACAUAUAAUACUGUUGGAGGUUUAGCAAGCAUUGCUGAAUGCAGUGCCUGUCCUCCAGGAAAAUUUUGUGGUGAAUAUGCCGUAACUGAAUUUACAACAGGGAACAAUUCUGGUUCCUGUAAAGCUGGAUAUUAUUGCAGAAGUGGGGUUAACUCAAGCCAGCCUCAUCCUCCUUUAUCAACUGGGGUUGGUAAUAUAUGUCCUGCUGGGUACUACUGUAAAGAAGGUACUAGCGAUUAUAUAGCAACCCCUUGCCCACCUGGAAAAUAUUCUGCUGUCUCUGGAUUAACUAAAGUGGAAGACUGCACAGAUUGUGAUAAUGGUUAUUAUUGUAAUGGAACAGGAUUAACUGUCCCAUCAGGUCUAUGUGAUCCAGGAUUUUACUGUUACAGAGGAUCUGUAUCAAAAAACAAUCCUAUUGAUAAUGGAGUAAGUGGACCAUGCCCUGUUGGUCAUUACUGUACUGCAGGAACAUCAACACCGAUGGGGUGUUCUUCUGGAACUUACAUGCCUGUAACAGGAUCAUCAAAAUGUUGGUCAUGUCCUGCUGGGUAUUAUUGUUCUUCGAAUAUAUCAAGUUAUAUUGACUAUGAAUGUCCUAUGGGUUAUUAUUGUCCCAAUGGAACAAAAUAUGCCAAACAGUACUCUUGUCCGUUAGGCACUUUUAGAAAUGCAACACUUGGAAAAUCAAUAUCAGACUGUUUUCUAUGCCCUCCAGGUUAUUAUUGUGCUAGUAAUGGACUUUUCCAGCCUUCAGGACUAUGUGAUGAUGGAUUUUACUGUGUUGGUGGUGCUACCAUUUCUAAUCCAAUUUUUAGUUAUAACUACAACACUAGUUUAAAUUUUGUUUGUCCUUCCAAUAUGACAGGUGAUGUAUGCCAACCUGGUUUUUUUUGCCCUAAAGGAUCAGCAUUUCCACAAAUCUGCCCUGGAGGUUUUUACUGUUCUGGGAAACAGAAUUUUAAUUACACUGGUCCAUGUGAAGCAGGAUACUUUUGCAUUAAUGGAUCAUCAACUUCUCGUCCUGUAAAUCUUAUAUCAGGAAAUAUCUGCCCGCAAGGUUUUUAUUGCCCGCAACAAACUCAGGUGCCUGUGCCAUGUCCUGCUGGAACAUACUCUAACUCUACUGGAUACAAGAAAGAAGAAGAUUGUUUAUUAUGUCAAGCUGGUCAGUAUUGCCAAGGGGUUGGAAAUACAAAGCCUACUGGCCCAUGUGAUGCAGGAUUUUAUUGUCCAAAGAAUCAAUCAGAACCUAAUCCUAUACUUUAUGCAUGUAUCCCAGGUUAUUAUUGCACAAAAGGAUCAUCAGAACCAAAACUAUGUAAUCCUGGUACAUGGACAAACCUUUCUCAACAGUCACAGUGUCAAAUAUGUCUUGAGGGUUAUUAUUGCAGUCUUGAAGAUGCCAAAAAAUCACCAAUUACUGAUUAUUCUUUAUACCCAUGUCCGCAAGGGUUUUAUUGUCCAAAUGGCACUACAUUUGCUACCCAAUAUGGUUGUCCUAAUGGCACAUAUGGUAAUCAAGAAAGGUUUACUCAAUCUAGUCAAUGUUUAUCUUGCCCUCCUGGGAAAUACUGUUUAGGCUCUUCAUCAUCAUGGACAGGAAAUUGCACUAGUGGUUACUAUUGUACAGGUGGUUCAUCGGCUCCAAUCCCAACAAAAUCUUUUGGCAGUAUUUGUCCUGCAGGUUUUUACUGUCCGGAGGGCACUCCAUCUCCACUCCCUUGUCCUGUUGGUACAUUCAAUAAUAUGACAGGUCUUAGCUCUUUAAAUCAAUGUCAACAAUGUUUGUGUGGAAUGUAUUGCAUGAGUCCUGGAAUUGUUUAUCCUAGUGGUUUUUGCGAUGCUUCUUUUUUUUGCACGCUGGCUGCAACUGAUAGUAAAUCAAGUAAUUUAUCAACUGGUGGAUACUGCACUUUAGGACAUUACUGUCCAAAGGGUACAUGUGCACCUUUGCCAUGCAAAGAUGGUACUUAUAUGCCGAAUGUUCUUGCAAGCAGUUGUUGGUCCUGUCCUGCAGGUUCUUACUGUGUUGGUGAUCAUAUUUUACCAAUUCCGUGUCCAGCUGGAUUUUACUGCCCUAAUGGUACAGGUUAUGAUUGGAAACCAUGUCCGGCUGGGACAUUCAGUAGUCAAGUAGGAUUGCAAAAUAUAUCUUUUUGUCAGCCAUGUAUAGGAGGAAUGUACUGUCCAUUCCCCAAUGCUACGUCACCUGCUGGUUUUUGUGCAGCUGGUUAUUAUUGCAGUUAUGGCUCUGACACUGAUAAACCAGAGAAAAAUUAUAACGGAGUGGCAGGACCGUGUACUCCAGGUCAUUACUGUCCAAUAAAUACUACAACUCCAUAUUUAUGUCCUAGAGGGCGAUACGGAAAUUUAACUCACCUAACUAAAGCAGCAGAUUGCACUCUUUGUGAACCUGGUUUUUACUGUGGUAGUGAUGGGUUAGUGAAUGUUUCUGGACUUUGUGAUGAGGGAUUUUUUUGUUUAUAUGGCUCAGAUGUAAAAAACCCUUUCACAACAACUCCAUCAGGUGGACCUUGUCCAAUUGGUCAUUUUUGCCCUUUAGGCACUUCGUAUCCACAGCCUUGUCCAAAAGGCACAUAUAAUAACAAGACAGGACAAAGCAAAUGUGAAGAUUGUUGCAGUGGAUAUUAUUGUAUUGAAAACUCAAUAUCUUGUAACUUAGAAUGUCCUGCUGGGUACUAUUGUCCAAGUGGAGCUGGGGACCCCUAUAAAUAUCCAUGUCCACCAGGUACCUAUAAUAGUUUAACUCGAAAAUUUAGCAUAAAUGAUUGUUUGCCAUGUGAUCCUGGAAAAUACUGUCCCAAUUAUGGAUUAGUCAAUUCUUUUGAUGAUUGUGCAGAAGGUUGGUAUUGUCGAAAGGCUUCAACAUCACCAAAACCCAUUGAUUUUAAUGGGUCUUGUUUGUGUUCUAACCAAUCAACUGGUGGAAUGUGCAGACCAGGACAAUUUUGUAAAAAAGGUUCUGCAGAACCAACUCAAUGUUUGCCAGGUUAUUACUGUGCUUCAUCUGGCCUUUCUAAUUACACUGGAAUGUGUGAUGCAGGUUUUUAUUGUAUCAGUGGUGCAAAGGAGAGCGCACCCACUGAUAAUAUUACUGGAGCUUGGUGUCCACCAGGUAGUUAUUGUCCUCAGGGUUCAUCAUUACCAAAAAGUUGCCCACCAGGAACAUAUUCUAAUGCUUCAAAAAAUCAAAAACUUGCAGAUUGCCUUUUAUGUGAUUCUGGAAUGUAUUGUAGUAGUUGGGGUCUAACAAAGCCUACAGGAAAUUGUUCUCAAGGCUAUUAUUGUCCAAGUGGUCAAAAUACAAGUAAGCCAGAUCAAUAUAGAUGUACACCUGGUCAUUAUUGUCCAUAUGGAAGCUCAAUGCAAAUACCAUGCAUGUCGGGUACCUAUCAAGACCAAUAUUACAGUGUUUCAUGUAAUUUAUGUCCAGAAGGAUACUUUUGUAAUGGGAUUAUUUUAAAUAGUACUGAUUGUUUGGUAGGAGUACAAUUGCCUGAAGUUUGUCCAAGGGGUUAUUAUUGUCCCCCUGGUAUGAAAACAGGAAAUGAACAUGGUUGUCCUGCUGGUGCCUAUGGAGAUCGCAGUGGCCUUACUAAUGCAAGUGAAUGUGUACCUUGCCCUAGAGGUAAAUAUUGUGGAAAAUCUUCCCUAGAUAUGUGGAGCGGUGAUUGUGCAGCAGGGUAUUUAUGCAUUCAAUCUGCACAAAGCUCAACUCCUACAGAUGGUGUCACUGGAGUUAUUUGUCCUAAAGGAUUUUACUGCCCUUCAGGAUCAAAUCAAUCUCUUCCUUGCCCACCAGGUACAUAUAAUCCAACUUUGGGACUUAAAAAUAUUAAUGAAUGCUUAGGUUGUCCACCUGGGCAAUUUUGCAGCGAUUAUGGAAUGAACAUAACAUCUGGAAACUGCAGUGAGGGUUACUACUGCACUAUGAAUAGUUCAUUAUUUAAACCUCUGAAUGAUUUUACAGGUGGUGUUUGUCCAAUUGCACAUUAUUGUCCAUCUGGCACAAGUGUUCCUUAUUCCUGUCUGCCUGGUUAUUACAUGAAUACAACACAAGCAAGUAAAUGUAAUAAUUGUCCAGAAGGGUUUUUUUGUGUGAAUCAAGUUAAACCUGAAUUAUGUUUACCUGGAUUUUAUUGCGAGUCUACAACCGGAUACAAUUUGCUUCCUUGUCCAACAGGUACAUAUAGUGGAGAUUAUGGUCUCAGUUCAAAGUCACAGUGCAAAUUUUGUGAUCCUGGAAAAUAUUGUAGCUACUUAAAUUCAACAUCUCCAACAGGGUAUUGUGCUAAUGGAUUUUACUGUUUAAAUGGAAGUGAUACUUCAACACCAUCAGGUGGUAAUAAAGGAGUUGCUGGUAUUUGCCCACCAGGUUCGUAUUGCCCAGCAGGAAAUGCAUCAUCUCCUAUCUUAUGUCCCAUUGGAACAUUUAAAAAUACUACAUAUGGGGGUGAUUUAUCUGCAUGCUCUCCUUGUUUGCCUGGAUAUUACUGUGCACAAGCUGGACUUUCAUUUCCUACUGGUUUUUGUCACGCAGGAUUUUAUUGUAAACAAGGUGCUCAAGUUGCAAAUCCUCUGACCCUUGAUCCUAACUAUGGACCAUGUCCUAUGGGCUAUUUUUGUCCUAAUGGGACAUCUUCUCCAUUUAAAUGCAAAGCUGGGACUUAUAAUAAUUUACUGCAGCAAGAUUCUUGCUUUUCUUGUCCUCCUGGCUAUUUUUGUGGUAAUGGUUCUAUUAUUUACUCAGAUUGUCCAGCAGGUUAUUAUUGUCCAAAUAGCACAUUAGAUCCAUUUCAAUAUCCAUGUCCUAAAGGAACUUAUAAAAAUUUUACACGCGGGUCAUCAAUAGAUGAUUGCAAACCUUGUCUGUCAGGUAUGUACUGCCAUGGACUUGGUUUAGACAAACCUUCUGGAUUCUGUGAUGGUGGUUGGUUUUGUAGCGGUGGUUCAUGGUCGAAUCAACCUUUUGGAAAUGAAUUAUAUAACAACACUUGGAACUGUCCACUUUUCAACAUUGGUGGAAUGUGCAAGAAAGGUAGUUACUGUCCUACUGGAUCUUCUUUCCCUAUUCCAUGUGAUCCUGGCUAUUAUUGCAAAGAUGAUAAUUUGUCUAAAGUAUCUGGAAUUUGCUCAGCAGGAUACUACUGUAAUGGUAGCUCUAUAGAUGAACAACCUGUUAAUAAAUCAUAUGGUGAUAUUUGUUCACCUGGUUAUUACUGUGAAAUUGGUAGUCGUGCACCUAAACCAUGCGAUGCUGGGUACUUUGCUCCUGGGUUUGCAAAUAAAAAUAGCAGCAGUUGUUUACCAUGCCUUGCUGGAAUGUACUGUUUACAACCAGGUUUACCGUAUCCUACAGGAAACUGUUUUAAAGGGUACUACUGUCCCCCCGGAGAAAUUUAUCCAAAUCCUUUUGGUAAGCUUUGUCAACCAGGUCAUUAUUGUCCAAUUGCAAGCAAGCAACAAAAUGUUUGUAAACCUGGAUUUUAUCAGCCACAUGCUGGUAUGGAAGAAUGCAUAGAAUGUCCUCCUGGAUUCUACUGUGAUCCUACAUUAUUAAACAUAGGAGAAAAUAAUUCCAGUCAAGGUGUUGUAACUCCAACCGUUUGUCCUCCAGGUUAUUUUUGCCCCAAUGGAACUAUUACUUUUAAGGCUUUUCCAUGCACAAAAGGUUAUUUUAGCAACCAAUCUCAACUAUCUAGUCAAGAUCAAUGCUACCCUUGUACUCCUGGCUAUUAUUGUGAUAAAGAAGCAUUAACAUCACCUGCAGGAAAAUGCUUUGCAGGUUUUUAUUGUAACAUUAAAGCAAUUGUUCCAAAUCCGAAUAAUGUUUCUGAAGGUGGUGGGCCAUGUGAUAAAGGUUUUUACUGUGAAUCUGGCUUUUCCAUUCAGCUUCCUUGUCCAACAGGAACUUAUGGAAAUAGAACCCAACUUACUAAUUUAACUGAAUGCAUAGAUUGUGAUGUAGGAAUGUAUUGUGAUGUACCAGGAAUGACAUCUCCAAAAGGAGCUUGUUCGUCUGGCUAUUUUUGUUGGAGAAGAUCAACUGAAUAUGCACCAAUGAAUAAGUAUUAUGGGAAUGUAUGUCCUCAAGGAUACUACUGUCCUCUUGGUACAUCUGUUCCUUAUGCUUGUCCUCCUGGAACAUACAAUAAUAAAACUGGUGCUUCUCAGUCAGCAGAUUGUCAACCUUGUGAUGGUGGAUUUUACUGUAGUGGAAUCGCAAAUGUGCUUCCUGAUGGAUUAUGUAACAAAGGUUAUUAUUGCAGUCAAGCAUCCUAUAGUUCAACUCCAUUGAGGCUUGCAAAUGAGACAUACAACUACUCUACUUGUCCAAUAUAUAGUAUUAAUCAAACAGGUGGGUUAUGUAAAAAAGGAAAAUAUUGUCCAGAAGGAUCUAUAUACCCUAAAGAUUGUGAUAGAGGUAAGUAUUGUGAUUUAGACGGCUUGGCAUUACCUGCUGGAAAUUGCUCUUCUGGUUAUUACUGUGAUUUAAACUCUUUAUCACCAAAUUCUAGUGAAUGUCAAACAGGACAUUACUGUCCUGAAGGAACACCAUUUGAAAUUCAAUGUCCUAUUGGUACAUUUAAUCCUUUUACAAAACAAUCCGAAUUAGUAAACUGCCUAAACUGCACAGCUGGCUUUUUUUGUCCUUAUCCUGGUAUGUCAAACACUUUAUUUCUCUGUUCUCAAGGUUUUUAUUGUCCAUCAGGAUCAGUUACUAAUAAUACUUUUGAAUGCCCUCUUGGUUGUUAUUGUCCGACAGGAAGUGGGCAACCAUUACACUGUCCUGCAGGUCAAUUUCAAAAUAUGACUGGUAUGUAUGAAUGUCAAGAUUGCCCAGAAGGCUAUGCAUGUGAUCCAACUUCUCAAAAUGUUAAUGGAGUAAUUAAGCCUUCCUUGUGUAUUCCUGGCUAUUACUGCCCUCCUAAAACACAGCAUAUACAACAAUACCCUUGUCCGCCAGGAACUUACAGUAACACAAUGGGUUUAACAUCAAUAAAUAGUUGUUUUCCAUGUACUCCUGGUUUUUACUGCUAUGGGUAUGGUAAUACAAAUGUUACAGGAGAAUGCAGUCCAGGAUAUUAUUGUAUAAUUAAGUCAAAUACUUCAAUGCCUAUUGAUGGCACUAUGGGUGAUGUGUGCCCUCUUGGAAUGUUUUGCCCUAAGGGUUCAAUUCAAGGACAGCCUUGUCCAAUUGGAACAUUCAGCAAUACAACUAAACUUCAGCAAUCUACGGACUGUGCUCCUUGCUUAGCUGGUUGGUAUUGCCCAUUUACAGGUUUAAAGAACCCAUUUCAGCCAUGUCAACCUGGUUAUUGGUGCAUUAAGGGUUCAAUUACAUCAACGCCAGAAAAUGAAACUUAUGGUAUAGGAUGUCCAAAAGGAGCGUAUUGUCCAGAGGGUACUCCUUCACCAAUAAGUUGUCCAUUAGGAACUUAUCAACCAAACUACAAAAUGUCUACUAUUAACAACUGUUUAUCUUGUGAACCUGGUUAUUAUUGUGGUAGCCCUGGUCUUUACAAUAUGUCGGGUAAAUGUAUGGAUGGAUAUUUUUGCUCUGGUGGAGCUAUGUCGCCAAACCCAUUAAACGUUAAUGGUAAUGUUUGUCCUAUUGGUUCAUUUUGUUUGGAAGGUUCAGCUUUUCCUACUCCUUGUCCUAAUGGAACAUACACAAACUUUACUGGUUCAAAUAAGUGUCUCCAGUGUCCAGCUGGUUAUAUGUGUACUCGUCAAAUAGCAGCAGAUCCAUGCAAAAUAGGUUAUUAUUGUCUUGAAGGAACAGGUUUCAAUAUUAUUCCUUGUCCUUCUGGAACGUUUGGUUCACGUGUAGGUCUUUCUGAUAUUACGCAGUGCACAAAUUGUACAGCAGGUUCUUACUGUCAAGGAACUGGUAAUAACCAGCCAACUGGUCAGUGCGACCCAGGCUACUGGUGCUUAAAUGGUGUUGAUAAUAAAGCACCUGUAGAUAGUUUAGAUCAUUCUGGAAUUGGAGGGAGAUGUUUUUUGGGUCAUGAAUGUCCAGGAAAUACAUCAUUUCCUUUGCCGUGUCUACCAGGAUAUUUUUCAGAUAUUAUUGGGCUGAGUACAUGCAAACUCUGUCCUGCAGGAAAAUAUUGUAAUGGCUCAACAAUAAUUCCAAAUGAUUGCCCUAUGGGUCAUUAUUGUCCAAGUGGAACACAAUACUCAAUGCAAUACAAAUGUCCACCUGGUACCUACAACAAUAAAAGUGGAUCAUUGAAUAUAACAGCAUGUGUUAUCUGUCCUCCUUCAAUGUAUUGUGAAGGUUAUGGAAAUGUUAUGCCCUCUGGUUUAUGUUCAGAAGGUUAUUACUGUAAAUUUGGAGCAAUUGCUGCUACUCCUUUAAAUUUAGGUUUGCUAAAUGCAAGUAGUUUAUAUGUAAAUACUUCUUGUUAUCAUCCUUUUGAUUGUGUUUGUCCUGCAUGGAAUAUAACUGCAAAUAAUAUAUGUCCUCUUGGAUAUAUCUGUCCUGCUGGAUCCACAAAUCCUAUUAUUUGCCCUUCUGGAAAGUUUUGUGAUCAAAUUGGACUUGCUAUGCCCUCUGGAAACUGUACUGCUGGAUUUUAUUGCCAAUCUGGUUCAGUAACUUCUACAGAGUUUGAAUGUCCUUCUGGUCAUUUUUGUCUCGAAGGAGUUUCCAUACCUGAGCCUUGUCCUAAAGGAACAUAUUAUCCUGGUGUUAAAAACUCUCUCCAAAGCAAUUGUAUUAAUUGUACAGCUGGCUAUUAUUGUGAAAUAAGUGGUUUGGCUACAGUAACUGAAAAAUGUGCAUCUAAGUAUUACUGCCCAGGAGGUCAGUCAACUAGUACUCCAAUUGAAUACCAAUGUACUUUGGGUCAUUAUUGUCCGCCUGGUUCAGAAACUCCAGUUCCUUGUCAAAAUGGAACUUUUCAAAAUCAAACUACACAAGAAAAAUGCAUAACAUGUCCUCCAGGUUCAUAUUGUGACCCUUCAGAAGGUCCUGUAGUUUUACCUAAACCUUGUCCAAUGGGAUAUUAUUGUCCUACUGGCACAUCAUAUAAAAAAACAUUUCCCUGUCCUUCUGGAACGUUUGGUCCCAAAGAAGGAUACUCUAAAAUUGAAGAUUGCAUAUAUUGUACACCUGGAAUGUAUUGUGAUAGACCUGGCUUGGUUUCACCAUCUGGUUUUUGUAAUGAGGGUUUUUAUUGUUUUAUGGGAUCAAAUUCAUCAGAGCCUAUAAAUCAAAUUCUUGCAUUAGAUUGGAAUUUUAAUUACUACAAUGACCUAUGCCCUAAAGGUUAUUACUGUAAUAAUGCAACAUCUACUCCACAACCAUGUUUGGCUGGUUAUUACUCAGAUGAAAGAGGUGUAAAGAAUGAGAAAGAUUGCAAAGAAUGUCCUCCAGGAAAGUAUUGUUACUCUGUUGGAGCUGGAGAAUUGGUAAACCCACCAAAUUGUUCAGCAGGAUAUGUAUGCAAAAGAGCUUCCCCUGUUUCUACACCAGUUAAUAUUUCACUAAGUAUUGGAUAUCCUUGUCCUAAAGGCCACUACUGUCCAGAAGGAUCUUUUAUUGAGUUGGGCUGCAUGCCAGGCACUUAUCAAGAUAACUUAGGCCAAUCAGUAUGUAAACCUUGUGAUCCUUCAUUCAUGUGUAUGGAUUAUCGAAUUAUAACUCCAGUUUUGUGCCAACCAGGUUAUUAUUGUCCAGGAGGAGAGGCUAUAAAAUGUCCACCAGGAACCUUUAGUAAUGCUACAGGAAUUAAAUCAGUAAACUUAUGUAUGAAGUGUACUCGUGGUAAAUAUUGUUCAGGAUAUGGACUAAUAGAACCAACUGGUCCUUGUGCUCCCAGUUUUUUUUGUGAAGGAGGAGCUUCUACUCCAGUUCCUGUUGCAAACAGCAUUUUUCCUAGAAAUGGUCCUUGUCCUAUGGGUUAUUAUUGCACUAUGGGAACCCAGGAACCAGAACAAUGUCCAUCAGGUACCUUUAGAAAUACAACUGGUGCUGCAAACAUUAAUGAGUGUUAUCCCUGUAAACCUGGUUCAUUUUGUGAAACUGAUGGACUUAUUAUACCUUCUGGACUUUGUGCAGCAGGUUGGUAUUGUCCUCCAAAUCAAUCUAAAUCAAAGCCAUCAAACUAUACAUGUCCAGAAGGUCAUUAUUGCCCAGAAGGUGCUGCUUAUCCUAUAGACUGCGAACCAGGAACCUAUCAGCCCUCGCGAAUGCAGAGUUCUUGUUUCGACUGCCCAGCUGGAUAUUACUGUCCAAAUCGUGUAUCAACACUUAUUCCUUGUCCAUCAAGAUUUUUUUGUUUGAAAAGAACAGAAAUACCUGAAAUAUGCCCAAAUGGAACAUUCAGUUAUGACAAUGACACAGGUCUUCAGAAGUCUGAACAGUGUCGACCCUGUAUUUCUGGACAUUUUUGUUACUUAGGAAAUAUCAUUGGAUUAUGUGCAAGUGGAUUUUUGUGCUUAUCAGGUAGUUCAUCUCCAACCCCAGAUUUAAUGAUAGGCCCUAACAUAAAGGUUGGCCCAUGUCCACCUGGAUAUUACUGUCCUUAUGGGUCUGUAGCUCCUUUACCAUGUCCAGAAGGCACUUUUAAAUCUAGUUUUGGUGGUGUAGGCAAUAUUUCAGAUUGUCUUGCAUGUCCUGCUGGCCAACAGUGUUUUCAAGGUGAUCCAACAAUUCAUUUAUGUCCACUUGGGAGUUAUUGUCCAGAAGGUUCUUUGCCUAAAUAUUGUCCUAUUUUAACUUAUCGUGAUAUUUAUGGAGGUAAAAAUGUAUCAGACUGUUUUCUUUGUAAGGCUGGGUACUACUGUGGUAAUGAAGGUAUGUCUAAUGUAAGUAUUAGUCCAUGUCCUGUUGGACAUUAUUGUACUGAAGGACAAUAUCCACAGUGGUGUCCUGCAGGAACUCGAAGAAUAGAGCCUAGUGGAAAAAGUAUUGAUAGUUGUGAAAUAUGUCCUGAACGGUACUAUUGUCCCUAUGGAUCUACAAAUUAUACAGGUAUACCAUGUUCACCUGGAUUUUAUUGCAAAAAUGGAUCAGCUCUUGAAAGUGAAUGUCCAGGUGGAUUUUAUUGUCCGAGUAUGACUGUAAAUCCAUUAUUAUGCCCAGAUGGUUAUUAUUGCACCAAUGGAACUGCUGCUCCUACUAUUUGCGAAUACCCAUAUUAUUGUCCUUCAGGUAGCUCUUAUUAUCAAAUUUGUCCAUUAGGUUACCAAGCCACUACAAUUGCAGGUAAUAGAACAUCGAUAUUAAAUUCUUGCAUGGUCUGUCAAGCUGGUUUUUAUGGUAAUGAUCCUCUGCGAAUAAAUUGUUCCAUUUGUCCUGAAGGUUAUUAUUGCCCUGAAGGUACUAUUGAUCCAUUUCAAAAUGCUUGUAUAAAAGGAUAUUAUUGCCCAGCUGGUGCAUCAGAAGGGUUGCCUUGCCCACCUGGUAUGUACGGGAACUUAACAAAAGCUUCAAAACCAUCGGAUUGUUUUCUGUGUCCUGUAAAUACCUUUAAUAACCUAAAGGGAAUGGAAGCAUGCAGACCAUGUGGUAGUAGUGCACGAUCACAAGAAGGUGAAAUUAAGUGUGCUUGCAUUGGAAUAAAUCGUGCAUUUCAGGUUUCUGAUGGUUCUUGUGAAUGUGAAAGUGGCUAUAUUUACUAUGAUCCAAUGAAUAUCAAGCAAGUUGAGGGAAAUAGUGACAAAUCUUGUCAACCAUUGGUUGCUGACCGCUGUUCUGCAGGAAUGGUGCGCAUGUCCAAUACACUUGAAUGUAUUCAACCUGAUAAUGUACCAGUCUCAUACUGCAACGAAGCUUGUGGAUCAGAUGGAGGGAAAAUUAAUGUAACAGAUGGUCGUUGCACUUGUAAAACAUAUACAGUGUUGUCUCAAGUCUGUAAUAAAAUAUGUCAGUCACAGUCCCCCAUUAUAAAAUUGCAGCGAGAAAAAUCAGGUGAACUAUACCUGCUUAUCAUUGAGAGAUCAACAAACACAGUUUUAAAAAAGAUAUUGCAGAUUGGUGAGUUUGGAAUUAAUGAUUUUGAUUACUCUGAGAGAUCUGUUGAGAUAACAAAUUUUGAUAGUGAAGGCAUUUUCGGUAUAGUCCCAUCAGAUGUCAAUGCUGUUUUAAAUUUUUUAAAUGCUUCAGUAAACCAAUCAGGAUUAGUUUCAAGAAAAAGGCGUAGUGUUGAUGCUCCACCAUCAAAUAGUUUGGUAGGAAUUCGAUCUCCAAUUGUAUGUGUUCUAAUUGAACAGGCAGUUUUUUUCAAAAUAAAUAUUAAUCUUUUUAAUCGUUCAUUAAGUAAUUAUCCUAUCUACAGCAAAAAUCAUUUGUUCAAUUCAAAUCCAUCAUUUGACUAUGGUCAGUUUCGCCAGCUGAAUUUGUUAAUACAGUCAACAAACUUAACACUUUAUUCUUUUGCUAAUGUGUUUUCAGAACCUGGAGUUUAUGUGUUUUAUGAUAAUGCAGACUAUAGAAGAGAAACUAUCAUUUUUGUUCCUAAGAAAGGAGUUUCCUGUCCAGAACGAAUAGAAGCUUCGUCGCCUAUAUUUCUUCCGAAAUUUGGUAUUGGUGUUACUGGGACUCCAAAUGAAUCACCAAAUUGGUCUUUGAUUUGGACAUGCAUUUUGCUUAUGCUUGUUUUUGUUUCUAUCAUGAUUAUUUUAGCUAUUUUAUGGAGACCAAAAGAAAUAGGCAUUUAUCCAAAAAGUUUCUUGCGUCCAAAGUACCGAGCCCUUGGUGCACCAUUACCAGUUAUACCUAUUCCAGGUGUAUCAGAUAAUCUGAAAAAUUAUCAGCAUUUGUCUGUAACAUAUGAUGGCGAUGCUAUUUUUGCAGAUAGUUAUAGCUUGCUUGAGAAUUUUAAUGUGAGAACGUUGUAUGACAAAAUUGAGGACCAGACAUUACAUAUUUCUUCUCAAUUAAGUAAUCAUCAGUUAGAUUUAAGAAGGUUUUAUGAUAAAAUAAUACAACAAACAGAAGGAUUAAAAACGAUGUUAAAAAAUCUGGAUCUUAAAGCUUUAAUGGAGUUUAACAGACAUAGUAAUGAAGAAAAACAUGUAGAAACUGAUAGAUAUCAAAACAGUGAUGUUUUACCAUUUAAAUUACUGUCCAAAAGUGUAUUAACUAGACAAGAAGAGUUGCAAAAAACAUUAAAUUCUUUACUUGAAAGAUACAGUAGCAACUGGCAACCUGUGCCAGUGGCUAAUGUUAGAGUAAAAAAAGAAGUUUCUAUACAAGAUUUUAGCAGUGGGGAUUUAAGUGUGUUACAUAUGAUGAGUGCAGAAAGAAUACAACUAGAGCAAGACCUGCAGGAAGAAGAAAACAUUGCUUUAAAGGAAUUUCAUGAUAAUAAGGAAAAAAAAAGAAAAGCAUUAAUGGCACAGAUGAGUGCAAAGUUGGUUAAUCAACUCUCAGGUGAAUUGAAUAUAAUUGAAAUGAAGCCUAUAAUUGAUAUGCAUGGAAAUGAACUUACAGAAGCUGAUAACUCUUUUAUGGGUAUUCAAGAUGAAAAACUUAAUGCACUAGUUGAGAAGUUAAAGGAAAACAGAGUUGCCAAGAUUAAAGAAUUAAAUUGGCGUCAUGAAAAUAUGGCAAACCAAGGAAAUUUUAAAAUUGCUGAGAUAGAUAUCAUGGAAGAUCUUCAGGUAGAACCACAGCAUAUUGCUUUAGAGUUGGCUUCACUUGAAGAGAGUAAGAAUAAUGCUGAAGAAAAUAUUCAAAAAAUUGCUCAGCAAACAAUAAACUAUAGAAGACUUAUGAGUGACAACUUUGCAGCACAAAUGAAUACAUUGUUUGAGAGCUCUGUAGAGUAUAAUAGUGAAGCUCAAAAAUUAAUUAACGAAGAACAAAAAUUGACAGAAAAACUGCAAAAGGAAUUAGAUUUAAAAAAAGCAGCUCAGAUUGCUAUAUUUGAUGAAAAACUUAAUCAACGUAAAGCUGCUCGGCUAAAGAAACUGAAAGAACAACAAGAAUUAGAAACAAGUUUGGCAUUACAAAAUGGUCAAAGCACAGUUGAACUUGAAAAAAGGUAUGAAAGACAGCAAAAGGUUUUGGAUGCCUCUUUUGAAACAGAGAAAACAGAGCACAUUGCUGAGAUAAACAAAAAAAUCUAUGAAGAAUUUCAAGAAGUAUUUAAGCAGAAUCAUCACCUUCUAAUAAAAAAGAUUGAAAAUAACAAAAAUGUUAAACCUGAAAAAUUAAUGGAAGCAAUAGAUGAGUUAAGAAAAAGUAGCUAUAAUGUUGCUGAAAAACUGGACAAAGAAAUGAAGCACAGCAUAGAAGAGUUUCAGAUAAAACUUGCAGCUCGUAAAGCUAUGAGACAAAAUAAGAUCAAAGAAAAAGCACAAGAAGCUGCAUUGAAAAAGUUAUCUGAUGCACAAAGUGAACUAUUUAUAAGAAACAGUUCUCAAAUUUCCCACGAAGUAACUAUUCCUCAAUUUACCUUCGGAGUGUUACCAGAGAAGCAGACUAUCCUUGUUGAACAACAACGUGUAAUUGAAGAUUUAAAAAGAAAGCAUGCAGAGGAUGCAGAAAAACUAAAUUUAAAAAUAGAAAAUGAUAAUCAAGCACAAAUCAGAAAUGAAAUGCAAGAAUUCCAAACUAAAAAAGAUAAAACUUUGCGAGAAGUUAUGAGCAAGCAAGCGGCAGAACUGAGUACUCGAAAGAAUCUCUCUACUGAAGAAGUUCAAAAGUUGAUUACCAAUCAUGAGCAGGAGUUAAGAAACAUUGUAGAGCGUUUGGAGACAGAACAAGAUAUACGUCAUCAAACAUUGAACAAAAAACUGAUGGAGAGAAAGGAAGCAAGGGGAAAAGCCCUGAAAAAGAUACAAGAAAAUGAACUUGCUCGUGAAUAUCUUGAACAAAGCAAAGAACUCGUCGAUGUUGAAAUUAAAGCGGUAAAAGAUUUAGAACGAGAAACCAUAUUAAAGCUUAUAAAUGAAAAUGGAAACCAGUCUAUUGAGUACAUUAUUAAAAUGGUUAUUGAACAGCGCCAAAAUAAAGAAUAUGCAGAGCUUGAGAAAAUAUACAAUAGUGAAAAAAGUGUUGCUGUAGAUGAUGUUAUUUUGAAAUUAAGAGAAAAACAUUUGUUUGAAAGAGAGCAACUGAUUGUGAAGCAUGAUGAAGAACUUAAGGAACUUCAACGAGAAGAAUCACAAAAUGAGGAGUUUCAAUUUUUAAAUGUGCAACUUUUGAACAAACAACAGAUUGAAUUAAAUGCAUUUGGUAAAAGUCAAUUUAAUGAGAGAAAAGCUUUGAAAAACAGAACAUCUGCUGAUUUUGAACUUCGUUUUGCAAAGAAAAAAAUUGAAAUGAAAGAGACUCAUUACAAGGAGUUUGCAGAAUACCUUCAUGAGUUUGUUCCACAUAAUACCGAUUUGAUUAAAAAAACACAGCAGUCUGUUAGUGAACUUGAAGAAGUCAAACACAAAUUAGAAGAUCAGAAAAAAGAAAUUGAUGAAAAGAUGAAAAAAGAAAUGGAAGAAUUUGAAAAAGUGGAAAAUGAAAGAGUUCAAUUAAAACUGUCAGAAUAUCAAGCUCAAAUUGAUAAGGAAAUUGAAGAAGAGAGGUUGAAAAAUGAAAAAAUUAUACAAACUUUGAGUUCUCGGAAAGAUGCUCUUCUACAUGGAAAAAAGGAAAAAGUAAAGGAAGAAAUAAAACUACUCGUAGAACGAGGUGCUUCUCAAGAAGAUCAAGAUGCGUUACUUAAAGAACACAACAAAGAUCUUGCUAAACUUAUGAACAAAAUGGAUUCAGAUCGGUUAAGAAUGCAAAGUCAGUUAGAAAGAAAACUUGAAAAAAAGCGUGAAGAACGAAGCAUGAAUAAAUUGAAAGAAGUGCAGCUUCAAUUAGAAGAGAAAAAAGAGGAAUUUCUUGAAACUUUGCAUAGCAAAGAAGAACAAUUAAAUGUAGAAAAUGGCUUAGCAUUACAAAAAACAUUAAACGUUGACAUUUUGUUGCUUACUCCUGGAGAAUCAGAUGAUGAUGAACAUGUAAAGUUACCAGUUUCUUAUCAAAUGGCAGCACCAAUGGGUGACUUAGAAAUUACAAAAUUACUUAUGGAUUCACCAUUGUAUAAUGCACUGCUUCGUGUUAAAGGAAAACUAUCUAUGGAGAUGAAAUCUUUGGAAACAUCUUCAUCUAACUGUGAUAUGCCCAACAACAUUUCCAAGUAUGAAAAAAAAAGUUUAAACAAUAAUCUUGUACCUGUAGACUUAAGUAAAAUGAGUGCUCGUGAUUUUAUCAUAUACAAAUUUUCAUGUUUUAUUCGGGAUUUGCUUAUUGUUCAUUGUGCUCAUAAACCUGUUGACAUACUUAUGGCUGAUGAACUUCCAGAAAAUACUUCACUUAUGGGUAAUUCUUACAGAAAUUCUUUUUUUUACGAUUCUCAUAACAGAAUUCUCUACAUGCGACAUAAAGAUUUGGAUAAAAUUGGAGAGUUUGUAUUGGUUCUAGUGCACACAUUGUCACAUGUGCAUGUUGAAGACAUGCGAAAUGAUCAAGAUCCAAAGUUUUUACAAGAGUUCCACAAAGCUUUGGGUGUUGUUUUUUUCGAUUUAUUUUUAUCUCGUUUCCGACGCUUUAAUGCAUUAAAUGAGGCAUUAUUGAAUUUUCCAGAAGAAACUACUCAAAAUGAACAAAAGAGUAAAAUGAUAUUAGAAAAUUUGUUUGGUGCCGCUCACAAUCAACAUGAUCGAGAAAAUCUUGUUGACUCCUUGUUGGAUAGUAAACUACUUCGAUCUCAAAAUAGUGGUGAAUUGUUUAGUCAUGAUGCAAUAUUUCAAAGGCUAAGUAAAUACACUGAUUAUGUUGUUGGAAACAAACUAAAAAGUUUUCUUGGUGAAGUUGAAGAGAAAUUAAAAAAUGCUAAAUAUCAGGGAACUCAAACUGAAAUUGACCGGCGUUUAUUUCAAUUAAAGGAAAAAGAUUUGACUUCUUUCAAUAAUAUGGACAAAAAUAUAGAUGCAAUUCAGAGGUUUUCUCGUCAGAGUGUUCGAAACUCCGCUCUAGCUCGGACCUCGCUAAAUCUUUCUUUGAUUCCAAAACGGUCAAGUUCAAAUCAACGAGGUGACCCAGAUGGCGCUGAAGAUGAUUGCUACGAGAUAUUUUUAAAUUCUCAAAUUAACGAUUUACAAGAAAAAAUAGAUGAGGUGGACUGUCAAUUUACAAAUUACACAAGACAAUCACUAGUUCUCUCAAACCAAAUUAAAAGAUUGGAAGGAGAACUGAUUGGUCAAGUUGAAAGCGCGCGAAAUGCUUUAAACAACUCAGACUUGCUCAAUUUAAGUGAAAUUGUUCAUAAUUCAAAUAAUAACUUGAAUGCGGCUCGUUCUCAGCUUACCCACGCUAUUAUUGGAAAGUCGGAAUGCAUUAAAAGAUUAGACGCGUAUAAGAACGAACUUGCUGAAAGACAGUCUAUGCUUGAUCAGCAUAAAAGAAAAUCUGAGAAGUGGAAAGAUUCCUCUGAAACUUAAGAGCGAAAUACAUGAAUAAAAAAAAUACAUGGACUGAUAUUACCUAUUAGAUUUUCAACUUUGAUAAAUGUUCAUUUACAAUCAUUUUUUUAAUUGCAUAAAAACUUAAAAGAAGCGUAAAAAUAUAUAUAUUCUGAAAUUUUACAAAAAUAAAAAGAAUAAAAAAGCUCUACUAAUGAACAGUUUUCUUGAUAAUUUCAACUUUUAUCGUUGGUAAAGUGAUCAAUAUGUUAAAACAGUUGCUUCCAAGGCAAAAAAUAAAAUCGAUUAUUUAUAUUUUUUUUUAUUGAAAAAUUUAAUCUGCGAAAGUUAAUUAUGUCUUUCAAAAAAGUUGAAUAUAAAGAAAUGUGAAGUUCACUUUUCUUAAUAUUCAACGCUUAAUAUUUAUAUUUAUUUAAAUUUUGUAUAUUCACUUGUAUUUUUAUGUGUGAGUAACUUAUAUAUUAAUAUAUUAAAUUUUAUAUGGUCUGUAUAACGACAAUGGUGUCUAUAUACAGCCGGAUACAUCUAAAUAUUUGUUGACUUUGUAUUUUUAUUCUACGAAAUAAAUAAAUAAAGAUUUAUUAAAA